AUGCAUGAUUUGUUUGGCCCUUCAGAUGACGAAGACGAAGGCAAAGAGGAAGAUGAAUGUACUUCUCUCAAUAUGGAAGAAGAAGAAAAAGGCAAGUAUAACCUUCAAAUCCCUACGGGUGGUAAGGAUUUGAAGGAGGCAAAUGAGGACCUCAACAUCCUCAACCCUAAGCCUAAUAUGAAGAAGGCCAAGGUCGACCCUAAGCCUAAUAUGAAGAAGGCCAACCUCGACACCAAGCCUAAUAUGAAGAAGGCAAACCUCGACACCAAGCCUGAUAUGAAGAAGGCAAAAGAGGAUGUUGACAUCAAGCCUAAAUUGAAGGAGGCAAAUGAGGACCUUGACAUCAAGCCUAUGGGUGAGCAAGCCACAAUGAAUGACUGA
Melampsora larici-populina 98AG31 is the source of this 381-nucleotide messenger RNA. RefSeq lists its product as uncharacterized. The record is from RefSeq and is a predicted model, not a curated record. The coding region runs from base 1 to 381 and encodes 126 amino acids. The transcript is spliced from 2 exons. NCBI's taxonomy places the organism in Eukaryota, Fungi, Basidiomycota, Pucciniomycetes, Pucciniales, Melampsoraceae.